Scheffersomyces amazonensis is the source of this 2752-nucleotide messenger RNA. Its product is annotated as sorting nexin 1. Bases 111 to 2267 code for a protein of 718 amino acids. Gene Ontology annotation, molecular function: phosphatidylinositol binding. The transcript has a single exon. NCBI's taxonomy places the organism in Eukaryota, Fungi, Ascomycota, Pichiomycetes, Serinales, Debaryomycetaceae. Gene Ontology annotation, cellular component: endosome. The record is from RefSeq and is a predicted model, not a curated record. Gene Ontology annotation, biological process: retrograde transport, endosome to Golgi; protein retention in Golgi apparatus.
CUUUUUUGGUGCGUUGGAGACGUUCAAAAACUCCCCUGGAGAUCUUUAAGGCUCAGGUGUUUGUUAAGCUCCAACAGAAUAGAGCCAAUAAACAUAUAUAUACAAUUACCAUGGAGCAAGAGGAUCUUACAGCUUCACAUUGGGAUGAUGUUAUAUCUCCAAACACCAACACCAAUUCUGCCUUGAGUAGUCAUUCAGUGCUUGAUAAUCCGUUAAAUAAUCAAUUUCAAAAUCUAUCUUUAAAUACUGCUAGUCAGAGUUAUUAUGGACAAUAUGAUGAAGAUGAAGAAGAUGACGAAGAGAAUGAUCAAGGUGAUAAUGUUAAUAUACACGAAGGUCAUGAAGAUACAAAUUCCAAUAUAGUUCAACUGAAUUAUAAUGAUUAUUCAAUACCUAAUAUUAAUGAUAAUUUGUUUGCUUCAACUGAUAACUAUAGAGAUAAUCAAUUAAAUGAUUUAAAAAAGGAAGAAAGAAAAGAGCAUCGUGAUCAAUUACUCUCUGAAUUAACUCAUGGAACUGAUGAAGGAGGAAUAUUAGAUUCAUCUGUAGUAUCUUCUAAACAAAUAAGUACUGGAGAUUCAUUAUUCCAUGAUAAAGGAAGUCCAAUUAAAGUAAAACCAAACCAACAAACACAAAUCACAUCACCAAAGAGGCCGAUUAAUUUAAAAAAUAGUCAAUUAUUUAGGGCCCCAAGACCCAGAAAAUUUAGUGGUCAAAUUAAUGCUAAAUUUCUCGGAGGUGAAGCAUCAAACUCAUCUGAAAAAGAAAAUAAUGGUUCAUUAGGUCCUUUAGGUAGUAAUCAAGAUGAUUCCAAAUCUAAUGAUAGAUCUUCAGUCAUGUCUAGUACUAGAGCUGAGUUAUUGGCUAAAGAGGCAGAUGCUCCGUUAUAUGAAAUUCAAAGUAAGAAAACAGAUGAACAAAAAAUUCAAGAAUUUAGGACUCCUGAAAGUAAAACUUCUGAUGCUGAAUCAAAAAUACCAAUAGCAAAGAAGAAUGGAGAGCUUCCUCCAGCAGCUGAUAAUAAUAAGCUUGUUAUAAGUGUAGGAGAUCCUAUGAAAGUUGGAGAUAUAACAACUGCUCAUAUUGUAUAUUCGAUCAAAACAAAAAAUACUAAUCCUGAAACCAAACAUUUCCCCAUAAAAACAGAAGAUAAUGUAAUUGUAUCAAGGAGGUAUAAAGAUUUUAGAUGGAUUUAUCAUCAAUUACAAAACAAUCAUCCAGGAAGAAUCAUACCACCUCCACCAAGUAAACAAACUUAUAUUGGUAGAUUUAAUGAAAGCUUUAUUGAAAAUAGACGAUUAUCGUUAGAAAAAAUGUUAAGUAAAAUUAGUAAUAUUCCAAUUUUAGCUAAUGAUGCUGAUUUUGUUAUGUUUUUAACCAGUGAAGAUUUUGCUAAUGAAUCAAAGGAAAGAGAACGUUUAAGUGGUAGUGGAGCAUCUACACAAAAUAAUGAAUUUUUGGAUAAUGCUAUAACCGCCAAUGAUGCUAAUUCUGUUGCUAGUGGUAGUAGUGCAUCUACUGGAGGUAUAAUUGCAUCUACAGCUCCAAGUGGAGGAUUUAUGUCAUCAUUUUUCUCAAUUCCUACUAAGAUUAAUGAACCUGAUGAAUAUUUUAUUGAUAAAAAACAAUAUAUUGAUGAAUUAGAAUAUAAUUUGAAACAAUUAUACCUCGCUAUUGAAUUAGUUGGAAAUCAAAGAAAUGCAUUGGUUGGAGUUUAUGAUGAAAUUUCGUUGACAUUGGAUGAAUUAGCUGGACUAGAAAUACUGAAAAUUACAACCGAAUUGUUAGGAGCUUUUAGUCAAGUUCAAUUAAAGAUUAAGGAGAAUUUAGAUAGAGUUAAUCUUCAAGAUCAAUUAACUUUAGGAUUUUCAAUUGAAGAAUAUUUACGUAUUAUUGGAUCCAUUAAGUUUGUAUUUGAAACAAGAGCCAAAAUUUAUCAGCAAUUCUAUACAUUCAAUCAAGAAUUAGCUAAAAAGCAAGUUCAAUUGGAUAAACUGAUUCGAAAAUAUGGUAGUACUCAACAAGAAAAACUUAAUUUAUUACAAUUUGAAGUUGAUAAAUUAAAACAGAAAACCAGUACUUAUGAAAGUAGUUUUCAAACUAUUAGUGAAACAAUUAAAGAAGAACUUGAUAAUUUUGAAAUUGAGAAGAUUGAGAAUUUCAGAAAUAGUGUUGAAAUCUUUAUUGAGAGUUCUAUUGAAUCACAAAAGGAAGCUAUUGAAUUAUAUGAGACAUUUUAUGAACGUCAAAAUUUGGCUAAUGUAUAGUAUAAUCAUUAUCUCUCGUAUCUAUUCACAAUAAUAAUGUAUACUUAAGAGUUGUUGUAAUCGCAACUUCCGAACAAAAUUUUUUUGCGCCCAUUUCGUAUUGGAAUUCCUUCCUUUAUUGUAUGUAGCUAGCUCUUUGUUUCUGUCUUGUGCCUCAUCCUGGUAUGAAGACAAUACAAAGUGAGCCUUUUUUUUUGCCAUCUACUUACACGACAACAGCUGUAAGGGGGUAGGACAAUGGCUAGGCACUUUGACAGAUAUAUGUCUAGAGGUUAGUGUUUUAGUGUUUUAGUAUUUUAGUAUUUAUCUUAUCAUAAUCUUAUCACGGAUAAGCUCGGAAAGAAACGGCUUGACCCCUCUGCCAAAGCACACGACCCAAUUAGAAAGGGAUUAGACCCUAGUUACCUACUAUUAACUGAUGUACUUACCCGACAACCUAUUACUUAGUAAAGUAAAUGCCGAAAUAUGUCAAGUAAUGAGCGACU